AUGAAAAUUGAAGAAGUUAAAAGCACUGCGAAAACGCAAAGAAUAUCUGCACACACUCAUAUAAAAGGUCUAGGUCUAGAUGAAAAUGGAGUACCGAUUCAAAUGGCAGCCGGUCUCGUGGGCCAAGAAUCAGCGCGAGAGGCUGCAGGGAUAGUAGUGGAUAUGAUAAGAAGCAAGAAAAUGGCGGGACGUGCAUUAUUACUAGCUGGACCCCCUGGAACUGGUAAAACAGCAAUUGCCCUAGCCAUAGCACAGGAACUUGGUAACAAAGUACCAUUUUGUCCGAUGGUAGGGAGUGAAGUAUAUAGUACUGAGAUUAAAAAGACAGAAGUAUUAAUGGAAAACUUCCGUAGAGCUAUUGGUCUACGAAUCAGAGAAACAAAAGAAGUAUAUGAAGGAGAAGUUACUGAACUGACUCCGGUAGAGACUGAAAAUCCUGCUGGCGGCUAUGGCAAAACUGUUUCCCAUGUGAUAAUUGGUCUUAAGACAGCAAAAGGUACAAAAAACUUGAAGCUUGACCCUACAAUAUAUGAAUCACUGCAAAAGGAAAAGGUUGAAGUUGGGGAUGUUAUUUAUAUAGAGGCGAAUUCCGGAGCAGUGAAAAGACAGGGAAGAAGUGAUACUUUUGCUACUGAAUUUGAUCUAGAGGCUGAAGAGUAUGUUCCCUUACCAAAAGGUGAUGUUCAUAAAAAGAAGGAAGUUGUCCAAGAUGUAACUCUUCAUGAUUUAGAUUGUGCUAAUGCUAGGCCACAGGGAGGCCAUGAUAUUAUGUCUAUGAUGGGACAACUGAUGAAGCCCAAGAAAACUGAAAUUACUGAUAAGCUUAGGAAAGAAAUAAACAAAGUAGUAAAUAAAUAUAUUGACCAAGGUAUAGCAGAAUUAGUGCCUGGGGUUUUAUUUAUAGAUGAGGUUCAUAUGCUAGAUAUAGAAACAUUUACCUACCUUCACCGUGCCUUAGAAUCAGCAAUCGCUCCCAUAGUUAUAUUUGCAACCAACAGAGGUCGUUGUCAAAUAAGAGGAACUGAAGAUGUUAUCUCUCCACACGGUAUUCCAUUGGAUCUUUUAGAUAGACUGUUGAUUAUCCGCACUCUUCCAUACAAUAAAUCUGAACUUUUACAGAUAUUAAAGCUUCGUGCUAAUACUGAGGGUAUAUCUAUAGAUGACGAGGCUUUGACAGCUCUCUCCGAAGUUGGUGCCAACAGCACUCUCAGGUAUGCUGCCCAACUACUGACUCCUUCAUGGCUGGCGGCCCGUGCAGAGGGCGCCACUCGUAUCGCACCUUCCCACGUCCGUUCAGUGCACGCUCUGUUCCUCGACGCCAAGUCUUCCGCACGCAUCCUCACACAACACUCGGACAAAUAUAUGAAAUAA
Molecule: messenger RNA, 1371 nt
Organism: Danaus chrysippus (African queen)
Lineage: Eukaryota; Metazoa; Arthropoda; Insecta; Lepidoptera; Nymphalidae
Source: the annotation of a GenBank genome assembly